This is a messenger RNA of Oldenlandia corymbosa var. corymbosa, 1344 nucleotides long. NCBI's taxonomy places the organism in Eukaryota, Viridiplantae, Streptophyta, Magnoliopsida, Gentianales, Rubiaceae. The record is from the annotation of a GenBank genome assembly.
AUUAGUAAUUAACUAAGGCGUUGAGAAGGUCCAAAUUAAAUUAAUGUUCCCGCGUGAUCGAAACGCUCACAUUCCUAUUAAUACUCUAUAUAUACACUGCCCAACUAAAUUCUCACUUAAUAUAAGAACAUUUUACACUUUGCCUCUCAAAAUCAUAAAGUAGACUCACGAACAACUAUAUCCAAUCUUCUAGAGAUGUUGAGUUCAUUGAGUUCUUUCAUCCAUAACCAUAAAAACAGCCGAUUUGAUCAUCAAGGAAACACUCUUUUGUGUUCAUCUAAAAAAAUGAAUAAAGUUGCUGAUAUCUACAAAUACGAGGGUUUGGAAACAAAGAAGCCAUCGCCGGUUAGCAAGGCCAACAACAACAACAAAAACAACAAUAAGAAAAGGGUACGUUUUAUAACACCAAAAGAAGAAGCUAUGUUGGUAAAUUCAUGUUUUGAUUGCGAUCAUAAGAAUUCGCUCGAGACGACCGCGACGACAACGAAGGACAGUUGCAACAAAAGCCCUAAUGAUUUUGGUGCAAUCGAAGAUGAGGAGAAGAAGCCGAGAAAAGGGAUGAUUGGUAAUAAUAAUAAGGUGAAGGUUUUGAUGACAAAAGAGGAAGCAACUCGAUUGCUUUCCAAAUGCAAAGAUGGUGGUCUUCUUGAAUUCAAAGACGUGGUCAAUGAGCUGGUUCACAUCCCUAUCAAUCGUCUUAGCUUGGUUUCUUCUUCUCCUUGUAACGAUAAAUUAACUGGUUUUUAAGGUAAAUAGUGGGUCGAGAGAUCAGAAGAUCGACAACUUCAGUCGGUGAGGUUGUAGUCUUUUUGUAUGUUAGAUAAGUCAUAUAGGUAGAGACUUACCUUAUUAGGAGUUUUUUUUGCACUAUUUCGUAUUUGGAAGGUGUGAUUUCUCCCGUUCGAAUCUUUUGUUCUUUUUUCUCCCCUCCGUCUUCCAUGUAAAUUAGUAGCUAUAUAUGUUUAGAAAUUAGAACAACAUAUGGUUUUUAUUUGUUAAAUCCGUUCGGAGAAUUAAUAUGUAAAUGAGGAACAUUAGUUUCGUGAUUGAAGUUAAUUUGAAGUUUGGUUUUGUACUUCUUCUUGUCCAUUAUGAAUGGAUUCCUGCUGCUAUCUUGACUUCACCUUCGAUUGCUGUUUUGACUUUUGAGUGCCCAGUUGCCCACCAUCGACUGUUAUGUAUGGAGAAAUUUGUACCAGAAGUUACUAGUGACUGCUAUUUUGCCACACAUGAAAUUUGUAUCACUAUAAAUCAUUCGGAACUAUUUAUUUUUUGAGCUGAUAAUCGCAAUAAAUUCACAAAAUUAUUACUUUUUUUCAUGGAAAACACAAACUGGUUAAGUAU